Aphanomyces invadans is the source of this 1896-nucleotide messenger RNA. RefSeq lists its product as hypothetical. NCBI's taxonomy places the organism in Eukaryota, Oomycota, Saprolegniomycetes, Saprolegniales, Verrucalvaceae. The coding region runs from base 7 to 1872 and encodes 621 amino acids. The record is from RefSeq and is a predicted model, not a curated record. The transcript is spliced from 7 exons.
UCAAAAAUGCGCCGAAGUUCGCGUGUUAAAGCAGCAGGAGCAGCCAAGAUGUCCGCAGAGCAAGAGGCAUCGUCUUCGCCAGAGAAGGAAAGGGAGACAAAACAUGCUGUAAGAUCCCCUGACAGCUCACCUAUGACGAAUGCCGCAUUGUUUGACUCGCCUGCUCCAAGUUCGGUGGGAAGAAUUACGCCGAAGUCUAUGUCGAAGUCAAAUGCACAGAGGACGCAGACUCACACGCCCCAGAAACGGUUGUCCCUUGGUGUUUGCGCAAGUUCGGACGACGAAGGGAUUCUCGACCAACUCAAGGCCCCACCGAAACGGACUUCGACAAAGUCACGAAAGAAAAGUUCCGUUCCCUUCGAUAGCUUGGAUGCACUCUUUGCUGAAAACAACAAGGAGUUAGAAAAGAAGCAAGUGCAGCAGGAGCGACUAGAACAACUGCGGAAAGAAGCUGAAGAGCGGUCCGAACAACACCAACAAUGCAGUUCUCUCAAGCAAAUGUCGUCCGAAAUCGAAAAUAACAUCCAGGAACUCAAAGCAGACGAACACCUCUUCACCAUUGAAUGUCACGCCGAAGUCGAAGAAUUCGGCUACGUAUUCGAGCCCAUCUCGGAGCCACUCGUGUAUACCGCGUACAAGGCAACCGGAAGCAACUUAAGCAGUCCAUUCAAACUCGUGUACGAGUGCAUGUCGUUGACCGACGACAUCGAGCUUGGGGAGUUUCUUUGGAGUCAAGCGAUUCUUUUACUUGCAAUUGAACUCAAUACCGACGUCCCUGCCGACAUUUGCAAGUGGCUCUUUACCGUGGUGAGCUGCCACUCGAACCACCACGUUGUCCAAGGUGCUUUUAUGAAUCUGCUCACACUACUCCUGGCCGCACGGCCAAAUCACACUCAACUCAUGUACGGAUUACCCAAAGCCAUGCUUUGCCGAAGUCGUUUGCUUCCCGUCAAGACGAAAUGGCAAGCCACUAUGAGCGAUUUCUUUGUUUGCUUUCGCAUGUAUGGCUUCAAAGAGUCGAAACGCGGGCUGAACUCAAAGUCAAAAGCGACUGGCCACGCGACGACGUCCACAUGGUCUGUUCCAUUUCCCACUGUGAACGCGGAGCACAUCACAAUGCUGUUUGUGUUGGUGCUGCGUGCCAAGUCGUUGCAACUGAGCGAACAUGACAUUUGCUCGUGCUGCGUAUUCUUCCUGCGCAUGCAGUUCGAAGACAUCCUACGCCCGCAACUGUGCGAAUUGAGUUCUUACUGUAUCGAAGUGCUCCUCGAUGCGUUUUCGCCAAAGGAGUGGCGGAGGCAGUACGCCCGCCUUCUCAUUCUCCGCAUCGCCGGGAUUAAAGAAGGUUUUUUCCAAUCGUCAGCAGGGUGGCUGUCAAUUGCGCGCCGACUGCCGCGCACUGAAAGAGGCACGCAGCUCACAACAGGGCUAGCUGUCUACAUAUUGCAAUAUCGACCCAGCAGCGACGACGACCAGGCUGGGGAGACCGAUUCGGACGAGCCGCUUAAGUUCCCCGUUCAGAUCGAUCUCGUGUUGGAUAUUGUGUCAACUAGUGUCGACUCGCUCACGGAAAAGUACGCAGCGACCGACGCAAGGGAGGUCGUGCCGCCUUACGAUCUCAUUUGCACCAAGAUUGCUCUGAUGGACUUGGCACUGCAAGCGUUUUUGAACCACUUGAAGCCAUCCGACAUGACUUUGAUCCUGCAGAAGCUCGACAUGCUCGCACUCGCCAACAAAGCCACCGUAGUUGUUCAGUGGCACGAGAUGAAGACGCUCGUGACGUUGAUGCACCGCAAGUACUCUGCCGAGAACCUCCGCAUCGGUCGCGAACAUUCGCCCAAGGCGAAACAAGUCUUGUUUAUCGACGACUAACUAACUGAUCCCGAUCUGUUGAGA